ACGCUCACCGGUUCCAACUUCCACGUUGGACAUGGUCACACACAGUUAGCAAAAUGGCCACGAAAGAGAGCAAUCUUCCUGCUCUUUAUUCGGAAUUAAAUAAAUUGGGUCAGAAUGGAGAAUACGAGAGGGCUAUAAAAGUUGCGAAUAGAAUUUUAGGUAUUUCUCAAGAUGAGGAAGCUGCAUUUCACUGUAAAAUUAUUUGCUAUAUUCAGUUGUCCAAAUUCAAUGAUGCUCUCCAGUUUAUUACUAAGAAUCCCAAAGUGUCAGGUAACUUAGAUUUUGAAAAAGCAUACUGUUUGUACCGACUGAAUCAAGUGCCAGAAGCUUUGAAGGUGGUAGAAAAUGUUUCAAACCCUUCAUUGAAGCUUAAAGAACUCAAAGCUCAAAUACUGUACCGCCUUGAGAAGUAUGAAGAAUGUUUUUCUGUAUACAGAGAUAUCAUAAAAAAUUCUCAUGAUGAGUAUGAAGAUGAAAGAGAAGCAAAUCUUGCAGCAGUCAUUGUAAAUUUAGCAAUUGAGGGUUCUAAUUUAGAAGUUCCUGUGUUGCGUGAAGAUACAUAUGAGUUAACAUACAAUGCAGCAUGCCGUUUAAUAGCACAAGGUAACAAAGGAGAUAAGGCUACCUUGGUUGAAGCAGAAAAAAAGCUUAGGGUAGCCGAGAAAAUGUGCAAAGAAGGUUUGGAAGAGGAUGGAGUUGCAGAGGAAGAAAUAGAAGAUGAAUUAGGGAUUAUCAGAGUUCAGCUUGGAUGCUGUUUACAACUGCAAGGCCGUGAGAAAGAAGCCCAAGCAUUGUAUACUUCUGCAUUAAAAGCAAAACCAGAUGAUAUAGCUCUAGUAGCAGUUGCAAGCAAUAACCUUGUGUGCCUGAAUAAAGAUCAGAAUGUAUUUGAUAGUAAGAAAAGGAUGAAGAGUGCUACUCAUGAUAGCUUAGAACAUAAGUUAACUUUCAGACAAAGAAGGAACAUUGCAUACAAUCAGUGUCUAUUAGCUUUAUAUACUGAUCAGGCUGAACAAUGUCAACAACUUUGCAAUAAACUUGCCAAGGAUCAUCCUGCACUAGCUGCAGAUGCAAUGUUUGUAAAAGGAGUGCAACUUGCUAAAGAGGGUAAAGCAAAAGAAGCAGUGAAAUUAUUAGCGCCAUAUGCCGUUGGAGAAAAAGAGCUACAGAUGAAACUAGUCUGCGUGCAACUAUUGUUAAGUCAGGAUGAAAGGGAAGAGGCGAUUAGCAUUCUCGAAAAUUUGAACGAAAGAGACAGAUCAUUACCUGGUAUAGUCAGUGCACUCGUAACUCUUCACAUGGCUAACAAUAAUCGUGAGAAAGCGUCAGCUGCACUUAAGAGUGCAGUAAAUUACUACAAAAAGAAUAAAGAAACUACUGCUAAUUUGGGAGAGUUGUGGCGGCAGGCCGCCGAUUUCUACCUACGCGCAGGAGAACUUAAGGUGGCAGCUGACAUUUUACAAGAAAUGGUAGAUGCAUCGCCUUCCGAUACCAAAACAUUAGCACAGCUAGUAGUAGCAUACGUGCAAUUUUCUCCUGAAAAAGCACAACUCCUAUCUAAGCGUCUACCACCCCUCCACGAUCUCUCCGAAACAACCGAUGUCGAUGCUUUAGAGAACAGUAAUUGGAUAAUUGGAACCAAAGUGAUUAAGAAGAAGAUAGAACCAUCUCCUGGCAAACCUACUAUUGACAUAACCCAGAAGAAACGCAAGAAGCGUAAACGCAAAGGAAAGUUGCCUAAAAAUUAUGAUCCAAAUAUUCCACCUGAUCCUGAACGAUGGUUACCUAGACAUGAGCGUAGCGGAUUCAGGAAAAAACGGGAUAGACGGAAUCGUGAUGUCGCUAUGAAGGGCACCCAGGGUGCUGCAGCAGGGGCUAGCGAUCUUUAUGACAUCACUAAAAUGCCUACGAACACUAAACCUUCUCCUAAUCCGCGACAUAGUCCGGCGGUGGAAACCUCUGGACCUCGACAACAACAACGCAAAGUUCAACAGAAGAAGAAAAAGAAAGGAGGAAAGUGGUAAUGGAAUCACGUUGCAUUUCGUUGAAUUAUUAUUUAUGAAAUAUAGUAUAGUUCAUAGUGCUAUAUCGAUCGAUAAUCAUGAGAUAUGAAGUUUAAAGGAUCAGGGAACUUUUCCAGUUAUACAUAAUACUUUUUACCAUUGUACAUGUGCAUAUGUAAUGUACACGAUACUGCCAUUUUUAAAGAAACAUAAUAUACAUCAGUUUGUGCAAUUAGAUAUAAAGUUUAAGUUUCCGAAUUUAUUAUUAGAUUAAGAUAUAACUGGAUUUCAAGAGUAAUGAAAAUAUAUGAAGGAAAAUAUGGUACAUAAAAUAUUUUUUAUUCUUCGUUUUUUCUUUUUUUUUUCAAAUUCAUUUGUCAGUUUUUGACAAAAUUCAUUAAUAUAAUAUACAAUAUAGGUAACAUGUUUUCUUGUGUACAUUGACUAGGAUUUGGCGCUACAUACUUUUAUUCCUCUGUUGGUAACAAUUGUAUAUAAAAAUACAAUCUGUCUUAAGCUU
Megachile rotundata (alfalfa leafcutting bee) is the source of this 2523-nucleotide messenger RNA. RefSeq names its product signal recognition particle 72 (gene Srp72). NCBI's taxonomy places the organism in Eukaryota, Metazoa, Arthropoda, Insecta, Hymenoptera, Megachilidae. Gene Ontology annotation, cellular component: signal recognition particle, endoplasmic reticulum targeting. The record is from RefSeq and is a predicted model, not a curated record. Gene Ontology annotation, molecular function: 7S RNA binding; ribosome binding; protein binding. Gene Ontology annotation, biological process: SRP-dependent cotranslational protein targeting to membrane.